This is a messenger RNA of Camelus dromedarius (Arabian camel), 6493 nucleotides long. RefSeq lists its product as uncharacterized. Bases 4109 to 6301 code for a protein of 730 amino acids. The record is from RefSeq and is a predicted model, not a curated record. Lineage: Eukaryota; Metazoa; Chordata; Mammalia; Artiodactyla; Camelidae. The transcript has 5 exons.
UGUCCACUUGCUCUCCAAAGUGAUUUUACCAAUUUACACUCUCACGAGUAUUGUACACAUGUUCCUGUCACUCCACUUCCUCCUUAUCCCUUGGUGUCAGACUUAUUUUUCCCACCAAUAUCAUAGUAAUGAAUGGCAUCUUAUUGCAAAUACCACAAGAAUGUAGGCUCCUUAGGAACUAUAAUUUCAUUUUUCUUCCCUGCUGUUUCCCUAGGGCUAGAAUUGUACUAGUACCAUCAUAGGGACUCAAAUUUUGUGGAUGGAAUGAGUGAAUGAAGGACUACUAGUGAGGUUGAGUGAGGCUCUUUAGGUAUGGAAAGCAAGACUGUCAUUAUACUUGUGUUUAAAAUUUCUACAUGAAAUUAGCAUUCAGUUGAGGGGAAAGUAGAAAUUACUCUGCUUUAAUGAGAGACAAAGACUAUCAAACUCAAAAUGAAGGUGACACUGACCACUCAAACACUAGAAAAGGCAUUGGAUCUGGGAAUCCAAAGACCUCAGCCCAUUCCCCUUCCAACUAGUAGGACUGCUAUCUAACAUAUACGGACAGAUUAUUUAACCUCCCUGAAUCUCAGGUGUUCUCAUCUUAAAAUAGAGAUGAUGACAAUAAUAACAUCCAUUUGGAAUUCUGAGCAGAGAACACACAGUUUACCAGCUGGACUUAAAUGCAAAAAUAGCAACCACCAUCUAACCUCAGGCACCCUACCCAACACAAAAUGCCUCAGUUGGCACAAAAACAUCCAUACAUCAGAGGUCAAGUUGGAAUCUAUGGACCAGAUAGUACCACUCUAUAUUUCAUCCUUGAUACCUUCUAGCACUGCCUCAAACUCAAAGUUUACAGUUGGCUGGCAUUUCUGGGACAUUUUCAUUCCAGUCUUUCUCUCUGCUGACCUACCUACCAACCCUCUCAACUAAGUAACCUGGAAGCCUUGUUUGGCUAAACACAAAACACCAUAUCCCUCACUCUAUUUCCUGAAUAGUGAUUGAAGCUUGUUCCCUCCCAAGGACACUCCUGUCCUGAGCUGCCGUCAUAAGGAGGUUCUUCAUUCUCCCAAUGUCCAUGCACUCCAGGGCUGAGACAUGGCCACUAGCUUGCAGCAGAUCCAAGUUUUCUGGAGAUUGAAUAUUAUAAAAUUUGGGGGACUCUAAGAAAAACAUCAGAUUAUGAAUACAAACAUCUUGUGAUGUUUCUAUCUGUCAUCGUGCUGGUCACUCUGCCACACUGAUUGAAGACAUGGAAACCUCUAAAGGACUAUAAUAGGAAGGAAAUGAAAUGAAGCAGGACCCCGUGGGGUCCUCCUGGGUACAAAAGCCCUUCUAUGUCUCCUGUUUUUUGUCUGUAGAAAAAGGCUAUAGCCUCCUAGAUCUUCCGUGAGUUCCAAAGAGCAGAUUCAAACAGUCACACUAGGGAAAUGAGGGAACGCAGAAACAAAAAAAUCAAGUGCAACAUAAUCUUUUCCAUGAUUGUCAGCUUAAACUAAUGCCUUGAUUUAUGACCCCCAACUGUCGAGAUAAUGUCCUGUGGCUUCAAAUAGCUUCCCCAAAUAGUCUUAAAAUUGAUGACACCAGGAGGAUCAAUUAAGAGCUGAAGCUCCUAGAGGGGGAGGGUAUAGCUCAGGUGGUAGAGCGUGUGCUUAGUGUGUAUGAGGUCUUGGGUUCAAUCCCCAAUACCACCUCUAAAAAUAAGUUAAACCUAAUUACCUCCCCCUCCAAAAGAGAAAAAUAAAAAACUGUAGCUCCUGAACCAUCAUGAAAGCUCUAAUAAUAAAAUACCUCAACCAUCACUUUUGCUCUCAUCUAGAAGGAAGUUAAGGGAUCAAAAGAACAUAAUUAACUAGUUUGCUUUGUAGGAACACACAGGUUGAUCAAGUCACAGGAAGCCAAAAGUCUGCAAUUGAGGUCUUAUCAGGAAGCAGAAAUCACAAAGACCCUUUACCUUUGUUGCCUUUAAAAACUUUGCGCCCAGACAAGUCUAGGUCUCCCAUCUUCCAGAUUGGUGCCUCCUUGACUAAUUAAUCUUUCUUUGCUCCAAACUCCGACAUUUUGGUUUGUUUGGCCUCAGAGAGUGUGUUAGGCACACGAACCUGGGUUUGACAACACAGGGGGUGACAUCCAAAGCUCCAGCCUCCCUGAUCUUUUCCUUCCUUAGCACCAAUGACCUUCACACCCUCAAGACUUCAGCAAACCACUAUAAAUGGCCACCCUGGGGACCUAGUUAUAUCUUACAACUGGUCCAAAUCUGAAAUCCUAAAUUUCAGAUUUCCAUUCUGACCACAAACCCCCUCCUCUAGCUCUUUCAUUCUCAUUUAUAAGAUCUCCAUUACUUUUGCAUCAUUUGAUGAGCUCCUCUCAGACAGGACUUUCUCUUCCUGAUUGUAUGCUAGGCCACUAAGUAGGGUGAGGAGAGGCACCUGAGGAGCACAAUUUUAGGAGGCACCCAACACUCACGGUCACCCAAGUGCAGGGUAUACAUUAUGUGCCAUGAUGUGCGACUUUAAUUUCUCACCAUUAUACUGAACAUUCAACUCUUAUCUUGUCUUUCCACAAGCCCUGCAAAACCAGUCCUUGAUCCAUCCAAUCAUUAUGUCUCUCCCAAGAAACUGAAAGUGCCUGAGCGACAUACCACUGCAGGUGAGGACCAACACAAAUUACUGAAUCUCACCCCAUGUCAGCCCCCAACUCUACCAGCAGCCCUUCUGCAGGUCUGUAGAUUACUUUCUCCAUUCCAUGAGUCAGUAUGGCAGGUAUUGUUAUACCAUUCCUGCCCCUCUUAACUGAAGAUAUAAUAAUAACAAGGUCAUCAGAUGCUAAUAUACUUAAAAUUCUGUCUUCAGGACUUCAUCUCCCUCCUUCAUCUCCUGUCUCUCCAUCUCCCGGAUAAAGAUGCCGCAAUCCCUUUCUUUCAAAAACAAAAAGAAAAAUCCACAAUCCUCCUUACAACUCCACGACUCCCGUUCACGAGAUACUGUCCUACGUUUUCCCUUCCUCUCCGGUAUAGAGUACCCUGUACGUGCCAGCUUCCCGUUCUAACUGCCCGUCUAUCACCCACAGACGACUUCCAGCGCCUUUCCGUCCCACCACUUGCCCCCACCAAUGGGUCCUAACUGCCAGAGCCCCCUCCCCCGAGAUGUUGCUCUCCUUAGCUUUCAGGCUUGUUCACCCUGCUGUGUGACUGACUCUUCCUUCUCUCAGGUCUGUCCUCCGUCCAAGUUGGUCUCCUUCCUCUCUGCUUCCCCUCGGCAGGCUCCUUCCUUAAGUGUCAGAGGCUUUAGGCCCCAGGAAGGAAGGAGACAGGAGCUCAGAGAAGUGGCCAUGACCUGACCUAACUCAACACACUCAGAGGAGGAGACAGUCCGGGAGAACUAAGGGGAUAGGAAGGGCUUCAUUUUCUAGAAAAGCUAAGGCCAAUGUGCCUACGCGCACAAAGGAUGUGCAGAAGGGAGGACUAGGGGUUCACCUGGGUGCAGUGUGUAGAGGACUGCUCUCCUCCACUAAGUCUCAGCACCGGCUUCUUCAGGGCUUUUAGAGGCAUCCGCCGGCCCAGAGAGCUCACACAGGGCGCAUGCGUGCAGGAACGGCUGAGGGGCGGGGCCUGCAGAAGCUGCACGUGCCCGCCCUGCAGCGCCUGAAAAGGCAGGAGCGCAGGAGCGACGAUCAGGCAUAAGGUCUCGGAUCACAAGAGAUCAGACCAGCGCGGGUCGUACGCCACCAUAUAAGGCUCCCAAUCGCAGACGUCGAGCUAGAGCAGGUUGGUGUCCCGAAUGGGAGCGCGGGUUGCAGGGGUCGCGAACAGACUGGCCUGCUGGGAAGGGGGCUUUGGGAGACAUGGAGCCCAGAGCCUGGACUGCGGGACUAAGGAGGGUUUCGGGCCAAUGAGAGGGCAGCGCAGCCUGGGUCUAAGCCUUUUCUUUCAGCGUAACCGCUGCUGGAGUUCCCUGGCUUUUGGCACCCAGCACUGGGUCUCCCCGCACCUCCAAGGACUCAUCUCCCCAAGGUGCUGCUGCCUGGGGAGCCGAGACUUCCUCAGCACAACGAAGGCCUUGGCCCCUGGGCGUCGCUCCCCUGGUCCUAACAAAGGGCAGCGCCCCGAGUCCCCAUCCCAGCCUGGAAAAUGAACUCUUCAGGAAACAACGAACAUUUUGAGGGCAGUAACUCCAGACCUUUCUUUUAUGUACACCCCAUGGCCCAGCAGCCUCACCUGGGUUCUUGGUACCAGAAUCCCACCUGCAAUGCAUUCUCCGCUUCCGGAACAGGUUUCAGAAAUGGAAGUCUGUAUUUUCUAUAUCCUGUGGUGCUCAAUGAGUAUCCUGGCUUCCUCGUCCCUCAAUCCCCAUUGCCUACCACUCUUAACCGAAGACCUAUAGUCCCUAUAUUUUAUAACACAGCACAAUUCCGACAAUAUAGUGGCUAUGGGAAAAAAAUGAAAACGAAACACACACAAACUGAACCUCAACAGGCUGAAAACACAAAUAAAAAACAAGACAUGCACUCAGAAGGCGUCAGCUAUGACAUAGGAAGGGUGACCAGUAUCCCUGUUACUAAUAUUGACAUUGAAAUGGACAACAUUCCUCAAGAAACAGAUGGGGCUUUGACAUCUGUUGCCCAGAAGAGGGAGCUACACGGCAAAAGCCCUUCUAGUAACACUCUGUAUAGAAAUGCAACUCAAGGAAGCUGUGCAUCCGAGAAAGAGCAAAGGAGGCUAGAACAGGGCAAAGGAUCCCCUAUAAUAAAAUUCUGGAAAUCGUUGAAAGAAACUGUGGGUUUGUAUGACAUGGUUUAUGGUAAAGCCAUGACAGAGAACGUGAAACAACACAAUGAGAUUUCACAGAGUUCCUGUGAAAGUAGAGGUGUGCUCUAUAACCUUCAGGAGGGUGAAGACCACAUUGUAUAUAAAGAUGAACACAGAGCUGUCCAGUUGGAGGAGCGUCUUGAUGUUGUAAGAAGUGAGGAGAUGUUACAGUCAGGAUCUAUCAUGGAGAUGAACUUGGCUGAAGAAAAUAAGGGGUAUGCAGUUGUUUCCCAGAACUCACCACCUCCAAAUGCAGUAAAAGACAGGGCUGAGAUCCAGAAUACCCUGAACUCAAAGCUGUACCAGUCCACUGGAGAUGUCAACAAGCUUCAGCAGGAAGGGCCAGUCUGUGCCAGUUUGGAAGCAGGUAAUGACCCAAGCCUACAUUCAGGAUCUCAGAAACUCCUUACUGUAUGGGGAAGUGUGCCAGAGAACAGUAGUGGGAUCUGUGGGUCCCCUGAGAAUGUGGGUGAAGAGGAAGAGGUAGACAGCAGUAGCUGUGAGGGGUGCGUUCCCUCCCCUGCUUGGUUGGCCCAGUUCAACAAAGUAGAUGAGGGCAUCCAGUGCGGUAUGACUUGUUGGUAUGAGGUACAGUCUGAGAAAUCCCAGGAGCCUUCCCCAGAAAGCAGCAGAAAGGGAACAGGGCAGAUGGGGAGUGGGAACCAGGAUGAAGAUGAAGAUGAUGGGGUGGAGAGGAAUAGCUGUGAGGGGCACAGUCCCUCCCUUACACGGUUGUCCCAGUCGAACAAAGUAGAUGAGGGCAGCCAGUGUGAUAUGAGUUGGUAUGAAGCACAGCUCGAGAAAUCCCCCCAGCAAAUGCCCUCCAGAGGUGAUGAGACAUCCCCAGGCUGCAAAACCAAGGGAUCAUGGGAAAAAACAGUCACGAAUAGAAAAUUAAGUGCAGAUAAGGGUGAAAAGAUUAUGAAUGAUGAGAUGGGGGAGGUGUAUAAUGAGAACUUCAAAAGGUGUGCAAAGACUAAAAAGACUGUGAGAGGCAGGAAGCUCAAAGACCUGAGCAGCUUCUCAAAUGUUAAGACAGCCUAUUUGUUGAAGAAAAGUGCUGCCUUGAACAUUGUGCUUCCUGAGGAUUCAGAAGACUCUGAGUUGGAAGAGGAAGUUGAAGAGGAAAUGGAGGAGGUAGAAUGCCUCCUUGAAGUGAGUCCACAGGGCCCUCUGACAUCUUUCAAAGGGAGGUUUUAUCAGGACCCUGGCAGGAUAAUCUGGAUGCCACCUGAGAGCUCUGUCUGUCCCCAACUUAUUGUCUGGCCCACCGGAAAUAAGUACAAGUUAAAGCAUGGUGAACAUGAGCGCAUCCCUGUGGUUUACAAGGUGAAAGGACAGGAUGGCUGUGACAGCAUUGGUGGCAGGCUCCGAGGCAAACACACCAUGGCCAAGCAGGAGGGACUGGAGUCCAAGAGACCCUCUCACAAAUCAUUGGAAUGUAACUGUGAGAAAUCAAAAACCAAGGUACCUUACAAAGCAACAGAGGUUCGAGGCAGAUGCUAUAAAGUUUAGGAAAUACCGAGCAGAUCUAGAGGAAACAAAUUGCUAAAUUCCAGCUACAAGGAAGAGCUAAAUAUUGCAUCAUCACAUGCUUGCUCUCGAUUGAAUUACUAAAAUGUUAUACUAAAAAAACAAGAUAACGUGACAUUGUAAAGCCUUUGGAAUUGUAAGUUGUAAAACAGCAAAUAAAUGGAAUUGCAAAAG